Messenger RNA from Blepharisma stoltei, 1762 nucleotides. Lineage: Eukaryota; Ciliophora; Heterotrichea; Heterotrichida; Blepharismidae. The record is from the annotation of a GenBank genome assembly.
AUGCCUCACAAAAAAUGCCAAAUUUGCAGUAAACCUUUCCAUUUCUUAACCCGCAAGCGUGAAUGCAUUUUUGUUUACUUACUUAGUUACUUAGAUAUUUAAAAUGUCUUCUCUCUUCCGCAGGAUGAUUUAGGCAUGCAUAAGCCAUCCUUUUAACUCCCAACUGGUGAUGUCAGCAGCGAUCCUCCCUAUGUAGGCAUUCCAGAAGACUUCACCCGUCAGGCAAGAAGGUCGGCACUGGCCGCAUUGCCUCGCCCGAACUUGACUCCUGCGCGUGUUUCCGCCUAAGGGUCACCCUCCUCGGGUGUGUCAAGCAGAAAUACCACCUGUCUCCUAGUACCCUGGACCAAAGAAAUACCCUAUGCAGUAUUCCAUAUUGGUGUUGCGGAUAAAGGUCCACGUGGAAAACUGAACCCAUAAUAAUAAAAGCGAAGGAAGGAAUAGUUCUCGGAGAGAACUAAUUCCGCACUGAGCCAUUUUAUUAUUAUAAGGCAUUUAUGCAGUAUUUUUUUACAUAGACAAUACCUUUUGCAAAGACUGCACAGUCAAGGUAAAAGAAAGUGGGUUUUCUAGGAGAUUUUGUAAAAACUGCUUGCCGAAUUGCCAAAGAGGCCAUUCUAUAAAUAUUACUGAAGGGAUCAGCGAAAUACGUGAUCUUCAUGACGAAUAUUUAGCAAGCAGCCCUAAAAAUGUGGUCCAUAAUGUCCAUGUGGUCGAAGAUGCUAAGACCCCUACUGGACUCUCUGUAAGAUCUAUAUAGGGAUUGCCCAAUGAUUGGGAGCAGCAAGUAAGAAGGCGAGGAUCAAGCCAACAAGAAGCAGAAAGACUGUCAAAACACUUAUUAAUGGUCAUAAAUUCCUCGUGUAAAAGUGAAAAUGGUAGCUGCUUCCAAAAUUUAAGCCAUCUUGCAACGAUUUCUAAAAACAAUCCAGAAAUAAAAUAUACAAUUAUUGAGCAAAUCACCAAAAAAGGACUUGAAGACUUUUGGGUUGUUGAAGACACUAGUACUCAUGAAACUUUUGCCCUAAAAAGAGUCAACCCAAGCUCAAAGCGGGAAAAACAAAAAAUCCUAACUGAAGUCGCAAUUAUGCAGUCUUGUGACAAUGUAAAUAUAGUAAAAUGCAUUGAGUGCUUUUUCCAUAUAAAUAGUAUAUGAAUUAUAGAAGAGCUGAUGUUUAUGAGCUUAGAUGAAAUGGUCCAAGUCAAAGCUGGGCUUAUCGAUGAAGAAAUUAUGGCUUAUAUUUUGAAAGAAAUUAUAAAAGCACUAAAUUAUUUAUGUGAAAAACAGAUUAUACAUAGAGAUAUUUGUAGUGGAAAUAUUAUGAUUUCAAGGACUGGGGAAGUAAAACUUUGCGAUUUUGGGUUUGCUGCGGAUUUGGCUAAUGGGAACAAGAGGAGAGGGACUGUGGUGGGGUCACCAUGCUGGAUGGCUCCUGAAAUGAUUUCUGGGUCUAAUUAUGACCAUAUGGUCGAUAUUUGAUCACUCGGAAUUGUAGCUUUAGAGCUAGCAGAAGGCCCGCCUCCUAUGGUUAAAGAUGCCCCUAUUAAGGUUUUAUUUAAAAUUGCUACAAGGCCGCCUCCACGACUUCAAAAUCCUGCACUUUGGAGUGAAGAGUUCAUAAAUUUCCUCGAUAAAUGCUUGCAAAAGAACCCAGCUGAAAGAUUAGACAGUAAAAAGCUGCUUGAACAUCCAUUUAUCUUGAAAAUCCAAGAUGACUCUCAAAGGAAGCUUGCGAAUUUAAUCAGACUGCCUGAACCUUAA